UUGGUAGUUUUUUUUUGGAUGACAAUAUGAAUAUUGUUGCUAUCGAAUAGUUAAGUUACAUCUCUUUCAAGUUCAAUUAUAAUUCAUGUUGUUACGAUAUGGUUCCAUCGGACUGAAUUAAUUUCUAAAAGAAAUAAUAUCGCAUGCUACAUUCUUACGGAUAAACUCUUUUAUUAUAUCAUAAUGACGAUUUUACUACAUUUAACACGGCAGAUAUAAAGUCAGGUUCAGUGUUUUGUUCAAAAUACAUUUUAUGGAGUUUUACGACCGAACAAAGGUAGUUUAAAUCUAAGCAGGUUGACACUUUUCUUUUGUAUAUUAUUAUUUCAAUGCAAUCAAAUUUUAUUUGAAUAUGCAAGACUUGGCCUUUUCAUAUAAUUGCAGUGUUUUUUCGUAAAUAACAAACUCUAUGGCAAAUCUAAAACAAGAACUACCUGAAUGGUGCCAAGAAGACUUCGUCCAUUUCCAAGAUACUUUCACAUACUCUAAAGAAGACAAAGUUCUAGAAUGGAAUGAUCAUUUAUUUAUUCCGCAGUUUCAUCCAGAUACAGUAUCUUAUGCAUUCGACCAUCAUGAGCCAAGAGAAAACGAAGUGAUGGUGGCAUCGUGUGUAAAAACAGGCACAACAUGGACUCGAGAAAUUAUUCGUCAGAUAUUGUAUGGAAGGGACGAAAAACUUGAUAAACUGACAAAAGAUAUCACUUUACCGCAUUUGUAUCUUGAAACAUGUACACCUUCAAAGUUCAAUGUCAUGCACAAUAUUCCUAUACCUAGAAGAUAUUUUGUUACACAUCUACCAGCUGAAUUGGUGAAUUUAGAAAAAUACGAAAAAAGGAACAUAAAGAUCGUUUACACAUUGCGGAAUCCAAAGGACAGGCUGGUAUCGUUCUUUCAUUUUGUUAAGGGAUUUCCUUGGCAGGGUGAAUUAGCAAGAUUUUCACCCGAUGAUUGGAACGAUUAUUUUGAACGACAAAUGAAAGAUCCUCUUCCUCUGGCCAUACGAAAAGGAGAAUCAUAUUUGGAUCACAUUUUGAGUUGGCUGCCGCAUAUAAAAAACAACAAGAAUGCAAUAUUGAUCGUGUAUGAAGAAAUGAUAAAAAAUCCUUUCGAAAAAACAAAAGAGUUGUCAGAAUUCCUGGGAGUAGAACUAUCAGAUGACGAAAUCUAUGAAAUAGUUAAAAAUUGUUCAAUUGACAACAUGAAGAAGUCGGAUAUGGAAUCGAAAUCAGAAGAUGGAAUGAAUCGCCAUGCAACUAAGCAAUGCUUUACAGGAACCAUUGGCAAGUGGAAAAACUAUUUUACCGCGGAACAAUCUGAUGAAAUAGAUAGACAAGUUGAAGAAAAGAUGAAAGAAACAGGAAUCGAAUUUAUAUAUGAAUAGGUUUUUAUCGUAGAAUAUUCAACUCAUUCUAAUUUAACCGUUAGGCCCCAAGCCGACUGGAAGCAAAUUUGAGAACUUGUAUUAAUUCAGUAUAAACUUUAUUAUUCUUGCCAAUCGCUUAAGCUUGUUAUUAAUGUACUAAUGAGUAUACUGGGAACUUUAGUCUUUUAGCAUUAAAAAAUUUAAUUUGGUCGUUUAAUUUUUCAUAUAUAUAUAUAUAUAAUUUAAAUAUAUAUACUAAAUUUAUAUUAUUUAUAA
This is a messenger RNA of Styela clava, 1639 nucleotides long. RefSeq names its product cytosolic sulfotransferase 3-like. Gene Ontology annotation, molecular function: sulfotransferase activity. The record is from RefSeq and is a predicted model, not a curated record. Lineage: Eukaryota; Metazoa; Chordata; Ascidiacea; Stolidobranchia; Styelidae.